GCUAGUAUUUUUUUAGGGUUUAGGGUUUUGUGCUAUUUCCUUUAUAGUUUGCUUACCAUUUCAACACAAUCCUACAUACAUCCUCGGAGGCUUUUAUUAUCAUCUUCUGUUUGGCCUUUUUGGUGGCUGAAAUUGAGCCAAGUCCUUGGGCCAUUUAUUGGGUCACUGUCCUUGCCAGUUCUUGUGAUUCUGAUUGGCUUUGAAAUGUCUUCUUGUUUGAGUGGAGGAGGCCGGACUUAUGGGUUCGAUCUUGAUAUUGUUAAAUCGACAUCUACUUCUAGUAGAACUUCACAUUCGUCAUCUCCGUCUUCUACACUCUCAGAAUCAAGUAAUUCCCCAAUUACAAUUUUACAUCGAAAGCCUCGAACCCCUCGAAAGAGACCAAACCAAACCUACAAUGAAGCAGCUCUGCUUCUAUCGACAGCAUACCCCAAAAUAUUCCCCACCAAACACCUCACAAAGCUUUGCAAAUCUAGUAAAUUAUACAGCAGUUUUGUGGAUGAGGCUCAAGAAUUACUCCUACCCUUUCGAACUAUAGACAAUUCUGGUUUUUUACUCCAUCAGCCAAUCCUAGAAAAACGCAUUCUUGGUCUUGUGCCCAAAGUUGUAGAUUCUUGUGAAAGGGUGUGCCACAGUCCCCAAGAUAGCGAUUUGUGUGGGAAUUCGUUGGAAAUUUGUGAUGAGCAUCAAGAUGAUUUCGAUGCAGAGUCGAUACUGGAUGAAGAAAUUGAAGAAGGCAUUGAUAGCAUCAUGGGGAAUCUAAGUGUGAACAAUGAUAGUGCAAGUGAUGAGUCCACCAGUACUACUUGCAUUGGUUAUCCCCUGGGAUUGGGAUUUAGUGGUAAUUUUGAUUAUGGUUUCGGAAUGAGAGGGGGAGGAGUAAGGGCAUUGAGGGAUGCUGAUGAAUCAAAUUGGUGGAGCUUUCCUGCAGUAGAUGUGGCUGACAUCACACCCAAUUUUAAGAAAACACCAUCAGCAGCAGCACAAAAGAAGAAAAAGAAGGUUAAGAAAAUUGUGGAAUUGAAGUAUUUAGAUAGUCCUCCUGUCCAUAAUCCUGUUGCUGCUGAAGAAGAGCUACCGAUGUUGAGCGGAGGGCCACGGCUGAAAUUAAAUUAUGACAAAGUAUCAGAAGCUUGGUCGGACCGGAGGUCCACAAGUGACAUAUAUGUAGGUUUAUCCACCAGUACUUCUUCCAGGAAAUCUAGGUCCAAAAAAGUUCAAACUAUCAGCAUAUAACUGUGCCCGUUAUAUUAGUUAGCUGCUAUUUUUGUUCAGUGCACAACUGUGUAUCAAUGUAUGUGCUUUACACUUGAGUAUCAAUAAAGUUGAUUGGUCAGUUAUUCAUCUCAAA
Molecule: messenger RNA, 1351 nt
Organism: Daucus carota subsp. sativus
Lineage: Eukaryota; Viridiplantae; Streptophyta; Magnoliopsida; Apiales; Apiaceae
Product: protein CHLOROPLAST IMPORT APPARATUS 2
Exons: 2
Coding region: 205-1236 (343 amino acids)
Biological process (GO): regulation of DNA-templated transcription
Cellular component (GO): nucleus
Source: RefSeq, a predicted model, not a curated record